Mugil cephalus (flathead mullet) is the source of this 8163-nucleotide messenger RNA. It is a transcript of the gene brwd1, whose product is annotated as bromodomain and WD repeat domain containing 1. The coding region runs from base 193 to 6987 and encodes 2264 amino acids. Gene Ontology annotation, cellular component: nucleus. Gene Ontology annotation, molecular function: protein binding. The record is from RefSeq and is a predicted model, not a curated record. Gene Ontology annotation, biological process: regulation of cell shape; cytoskeleton organization; regulation of transcription by RNA polymerase II. The transcript has 44 exons. NCBI's taxonomy places the organism in Eukaryota, Metazoa, Chordata, Actinopteri, Mugiliformes, Mugilidae.
GUGGCGGAAGUAAGUCGUAUCGCUGAGGCCUCAUCCUUCCAAUGGCGACUGCAAACAGGCUGAAUAGAAAGCGGGAGCAACCGUGGAGGGGGUCAGAGCCGUGUAACUGAAAUUAAAUAAAUAUAUCAUAUUCUACGUAGCCAUAAAGUUAGCCUGAAAUUUGUUCCACCUCUCCAAAUCACGGCCGAGUCAAUGGCCAAAAAUCGGAACAUUUCGCUCCUUGAGUCGGAGCUCUACUACUUGAUUUCUCGUUUCCUAACAACGGGUCCAUGUCGGAGAGCGGCUGAGGUCCUGGCCAGCGAACUAGAAGAAUAUCAGCUCUUACCCGGGAGAUUGGACUGGCAGGGACGCGAGCACCCGAGAACAUAUGAAGACGUGGUUGCAGCCAACAGACAUAUUGCACCAGACCAUUUGCUGCAGAUAUGUAAGCAGAUCGGACCACUUCUUGACAAAGAGGUGCCAUCAUGUGUCCCGGGUGUACACUCGCUCCUGGGAUCUGGAAAGCAGUCAAUGCUUAGGACUGCAAAAGACUGCGACAAUGUGAGGUUUAAAGCUUCAUCAUAUGCAGCCCUUCAUCGGGGCAGACCACCAGAGAGGCCUUUGAACUGCAAGAAACCCCCACACAUUGUGAAGGUGCAUCGAGGGAGAGAGCUGACAGGAGUGCAGUGCUUCAGCUCCAUCAGUCCCGUCAGCAACUAUGAGCACAUGCGUCUGCACAGGCGGAUACUGGGGCAUCUGUCAGCAGUGUACUGUAUCGCAUUUGAUCGCACUGGUCUCAGGAUCUUCACAGGCUCAGAUGACUGUUUGGUGAAGAUCUGGUCUUCAUUUGAUGGAAGGCUUCAUUCAACGUUGCGAGGACACUCUGCAGAGAUCACAGACUUGGCGGUCAACUACGAGAACACACUAAUUGCUGCAGGAAGCUGUGACAAGACCAUCCGAGUGUGGUGCCUUCGUACUUGUGCCCCCGUGGCUGUGCUGCAGGGUCACAGUGGUUCCAUUACCUCCCUUCAGUUUUCCCCAUUUGCCAAGGGCUCUAAACGUUACAUGCUGUCCACUGGAACUGAUGCUACUGUCUACUUCUGGCAGUGGGAUGUCAACAACAUCAACUUCAGUGAUCGGCCGCACAAAUUUACAGAGCGGCCGAGGCCAGGUGUUCAGACUGUGUGCUCCUCAUUCAGUCCAGGUGGGAUGUUCUUAGUAACAGGAAGUACUGAUGAUGUCAUCAGGAUAUAUUACCUGGGAAGCGGGAGUCCGGAAAAGGUCUCAGAGCUCCAUGAGCACACGGACAAAGUUGAUAGCAUCCAGUUUUGCCACUCAAGUGAAAGGUUUGUGAGUGGAAGUCGCGACGGAACAGCGCGGAUCUGGAAGCUCCAUCAGCGGCAGCAGUGGAGGUGCAUCUUACUCAACAUGUCUGCCACUCUCCCAGGUGCUGAACCAACGAAUGAAGAGGAGAGCUACUUCAAACCCAAAGUCACGAUGGUAGCGUGGGAUCGCCAUGACAAUACAGUCAUCACGGCUGUUAACAACCAUCUCCUCAAAGUGUGGAACUCCUACACAGGACAGCUGCUACAUAUCCUAAAAGGCCAUGAGGCCGAGGUGUUUGUCCUUGAACCUCACCCCUUUGACCCCAGGAUCAUCCUGUCUGCUGGCCACGAUGGGAAUGUCUUCAUAUGGGAUCUGUUGCGAGGGACAAGCACACAGCACUACUUCAACAUGAUUGAAGGUCAGGGUCAUGGAGCUGUUUUCGACUGCAAAUUCACUCCUGAUGGCCAGCGCUUCGCCUGCACAGACUCCCAUGGCCAUCUGCUCAUCUUUGGCUUCGGCAGUUCCAAACCCUAUGACAAGCUUCCAGACCAGGUGUUCUUCCACACAGACUACAGACCACUGAUUCGAGACUCCAAUGGCUUCGUGCUGGAUGAACAGACCCAGCAGGCACCUCAUCUCAUGCCACCACCGUUCUUGGUGGAUGUGGAUGGGAACCCUCAUCCACCAAGGUACCAGCGUCUUGUUCCAGGACGGGAGAACAUUGCUGCUGAGCAUCUAGUUCCUCAGUUGGGAUACGUAGCCACCAGUGACGGUGAGGUGGUGGAGCAGGUGAUCAGCCAGCAGACCACAGAACAUGAGGAGGCCGCUGUAAGACGAGUCGGUCUUCUGGACGAAGCCAUCCGACAGCUCCAGGAGCAACAGGACCGGCAUAACCGGCCCGGCACAGGGGCAGCACCGAGUUCUGGAGCAGCACCAGAAGGCCAGGCUGAGGCACCAGCUCCAGCUCUCAGCACACCACGCAGAGUGUCUGUGAACGACCGAGCAGAUGUGCAGUCUCCCCCCAAUGUGGGCCUGCGUCGCAGUGGACAAGUGGAGGGCGUUCGGCAGAUGCAUCAGAACGCUCCUCGCAGCCAGAUGGCAACUGAGAGAGACCUGCAGGCCUGGAGACGCAGGGUGGUGGUCCCUGAACUUGCACUCAGCAACUAUAGGGACCAGGAGGACAUUCGAACUGCCAGAGGAGAUGAGGAAAUCGCUCAGUACAACGCAAGGAAGAGACGCAUUAUCUGCCGUGAUGAUUCAGACGAUGAGCCUUCCUCGGCAAAGCGAGCUAAUGGCCGCAGCGAUUCGCUGGAAUUCAUCGACUUGUCAUGUGAAGAGGGAGAGGAGACGGCCAGUUCAGAAGGACACUCUGAGGACAAUGAAUUGGAUGGCAGUGACCUGGAUUCCUCUAAUGAUGAGGAAGAGUGGAACAGUGACAGCUCAAGCCAUACAUCCAGCGAAUACUCGGACUGGACCGCAGACGCUGGUAUAAACCUGCAGCCCUCCACACCCUUGUCGUCGCGGAAAAAAGUGAGGCGCAGGAUCAGCAGCUCCGAUGAGGAGGAGGAGGAGAACGAGGAGGAGGAGGAGAAGCACCAAAGUGAUGAGGAGGAAAAACCUGGAAAGAAAAGCAAAGACAAGACCAAGAAGGCAAAGAACAAGACACCCAGGCGCCCAAAGGUCAGGCCAUCCAUUAACAGGGAAGUGUCCAAUGAGUUCAGACCGUCACCGUGGAUCACUGAUGUCAUUCCCAGAAAGUCUCCCUUUGUCCCCCAAAUGGGCGAUGAGGUGAUCUACUUUCGACAGGGACACGAGGCCUACGUUGAUGCUGUGAGCCGGAGUGAACUUUACCCCAUCAACUUGGAAAAACAGCCCUGGAGGAAAAUGGAGCUGCGGGACCAAGAGUUUGUGAAGAUCACUGGAAUCAAAUAUGAAGUUUGCCCUCCAACACUUUGCUGUCUGAAGCUGACUCUUAUUGACCACGGCACUGGCAAAAUCACAGACAAGUCAUUCUCUGUCAAGUAUCACGACAUGCCAGACGUGAUUGAUUUCCUUGUGUUGAGGCAAAGUUAUGAUGAGGCGCUCCGUAGAAACUGGCAACCGAACGACAGGUUUCGCUCAGUGAUAGAUGAUGCUUGGUGGUUUGGGACUAUCGUCUGUCAGGAGCCCUACCAGCCAGAAUAUCCAGACAGUCUGUUCCAGUGCUUCAAAGUCAGAUGGGACAAUGGUGAAACCGAGAAACUGAGUCCUUGGGACGUGGAGCCUAUUCAGGAUGAUGCUCAGGAGCCUGAAACAGAAGGAGGCGGUAUCGCAGUGACUGCAGAGGAGAUGAAGGAGCUGAUGUACAAGCCUCUGCCCGGGGAGUGGGGCGAGAGGAGCAGAGAUGAGGAGUGUGAACGCAUCAUUGCUGGCAUUGAUCAGCUCAUCACUGUCGAGAUAGCAGCUCCAUUCUCUGGCCCUGUGGACUUGAUCCAGUACCCCACCUACUGCACUGUAAUUGCAUAUCCCACAGAUCUGGGCACCAUCAGACUGCGACUCAUGAGCAGAUUCUACAGGCGCCUCUCAGCAUUAAUAUGGGAUGCCAGGUAUAUUGCACAUAACGCCCGCACUUUCAAUGAACCCAGGAGCAAGAUUGCCCACUCUGCUAAAAUCAUCACCAACGUCCUGCAGAGAUUUGUCAAUAAUCAGAGCUGCUCAGAUAUCAUGGAGAUUUACAGUGCUGUGGAGGAAAUGGAUGAUGAUGAUGAAGAAGAAGAUGCAGAGGCGCCAGGCACAUCUUCUGGACAAAGGCUGCGGCAGCGCUCGGUAGAGGUGGUGCCAGACAGAGAUGCCUGGAAGGAACAGUGCAAGAAUCUGGUCAAUUACAUAUUUGAGUGUGAGGACUCGGAACCAUUCAGACAGCCUGUGGAUCCUCAGAACUAUCCAGACUACCAUGACAUCAUUGAUACACCUAUGGACUUUGGCACGGUGAAACGGGCCCUGGAACAAGACCGCUAUGAAAACCCUAUAGAGCUGUGCAAAGACACACGGCUAAUAUUUGCCAAUGCUAAAGCCUACACCCCCAACAAACGCUCCAAGAUUUACAGUAUGACCUUGAGGCUGUCUGCCUUCUUCGAGGAGCAAAUCCGAACAAUCAUAUCCGAGUACAAAACUGCUGUUAAAAGCAGUGACAGACUCCGCCGCAGUCAAAGGUUUCGCAAGAAAAUGCUGGAUCAGCCCUCUUCCACCACAAGUCAAAAGAGGGCCGCAGUCAAAACUCAGGAAAAAGUGGAGCCAACGUCAGUGACCAAAUCUACCUCAGCCAAAGUGUCCGUUCCUGAGAGGGCCAGGAGGAGGAGUCAAAGCUGCAGCUCAGGUCACAGCUCUUCAGAGGACGACUCAAAAGCUGCUUCAUCAACACCAGAGUCUGACAGCGAAAGUGAGGUGAGUGAAUCGGAGGAGGAGAAACGUCCAGGAUCCUCAAGGCACCAUCAACGCAGACAAAAAGCAAGAGUUACAAGAAGCCACCGUGCCAAGCAUAGGAGCAAAGUCGCAGAGAGUGACAGUGAAGAGGAGGAAGACGACGAAGAAGAAGAAGAAGAGGAGGAGGAGUUUGACAGCGAAGCUGAAGAGUCUUCAGAUCGCCGCUAUCCCAGCAGGAGUAAAAGCAGCAGGAGUACCCGGCUGACCAGAAACAGUGCCGCUGGAGACAGAAAACGGACAGACGGCAGGGCAGAGGUAAACGGUCACAGCAGCCGAUCGUCUCGCAGGGAGAGGCGUCGCCACCAGGACUCUGACAGAGCCACGUCUCAGGGCUCCGACAGGGAAGAGGAAGUCACAGGUCGCAGGUCCCUCAAGAGAAAGACAGCAAGGGCAGCUGUGAAUAAGAUGAAGCUCCUCGAAGCGUCCGAUGAAGACUACGAGGAAGAAGAGGAGGAGAAAACGGCAACAAGGAGCAGCAGCCGGUUCCGCCAACCGCCCCGGCUCAGCAAACGCAUGGCAGUGAUCCAGAGCAGCUCGGACUCUGAUGGGGAGUCCUCCGCAAGAGCCUCUCAAAAUACUGCUGAAUCAGGUGGUGAAUCCAAGAAUGAGGAGGAUGGCAAUGACAGUGAUACUUCAUCCUCUUCCCACAAUAAGCAGAAUGGAGACGCAAAGUCCAUCAAACAGAGAACAUCAAAGUCAAAGGGAAAUGAUACUUUGUCCCAGGUGAAUGGACACAGUGCAAAGUCUGAGAGCAACUCUGAGCAGGAGGGAACUGUAGAGGAGAGCUCUGAAGAUGCUAAAGAGCAGGAAGUGGAGGAGGAGGAGGAGGAGGAUGAGGAGGAGGAAGAAGAAGAAGAAGAAGAUCAGGCACCUGUGUCUCAGAAACCCUCACGAAGCACAGCAACCACUCCAGCCAGGAAAAAUAGGAUUACAAGUGAGGAGGAGGAAGAGGAGGCAGAGGAAACUAAACACCGGACCACACGACACAAACCUCCUGUAAGCUCAGAUGAAGAGGACAAAGACCACAGUUCCCAGAAACACCCACACCAAAAUGGAAGAAAUGUGGAGGAAGCCAUCCACAGGAACUCUAAGAAAAAAAGUCAAGUUUCACCGUCAAAAAGCCAAGACAAACAAAAAUCUGCCUCAACUAAUAAACUAGAUGGUGCAGAGUCAGAUGAACUCAGUGAUUCUCCAAAGAGAUCCAGCUCACAAAAGAAAAGGCUGAAAAAAGACAAACGGGAAGUAGAAAGCAAUCACUCCAGCGACGGAUUUGAGGGUGAGACCAAGAGGUCGGCGAGAAACAAGAGUAAAUGUAAACGGCCUCGUGGCGCCAGCUCGGCUUCAGAGAGCUCUGAGCAAGAGUACAGACCCAAGAAGAAGUCGAGGAGGAAACGCUCCACCGGCUCAUCAGACGAAGAGUCGGAUAAUUCAGAUAACACAUCAGGCAGACGGCUGAGCCUCCGAGCCCUACCAAAAAAGAAAUACAUCAGCGACAACUCUCUCUCUGAGGAAGACUCUGCCUCUGUGAAUCGGGGGAGACAGCGAAAUGGUAACAAAACCGGCACAGAGUGUAAAGAAGACGGGUAUAAUACAAGAAUGUCUGAAAAAACCUCUUCCAGUGAAACCAGGAAUCACCUGUCUUCCAAGAGAAAACGUAUUUACACCUCAGACUCUGAAGACGCAGAGGAGGAUGGAGAGAAGGAGCCAGCGCCCAAGGACAAUAGAAACCGCAGGUCAGGCUCCUCCAAGAGCUCCAAAAGGGAAUGCAAACAAGAGGAAGGCGACAGCAUCGGGAGGGACGCUUCUUCCCACUCUGAUUCCAAGGAGGAGGAGGAGGAGGAGGAAGAGGAAGAGGAGGAAGAAAAUGUUGGCCGUUCACGGAGGGCGAAGAAAACCGCGAGGCAGCCCAAACACAAGCGAAAGGAAAACUACAGCAGCAACAAACGCGGUUCAGACUCGGAAAGCGAGCAGUCGUCUUCAGCCUCUGAAAUCUCAUUUUCCAGCUCAGGGUCCCACAGCAGUCCAAAGAGGAGAGGUCAGGCCAGGUCUGCGAUUGACGACAGGACUGCCAGCCGCCAGUUGAGGCAGCGCCGGCAGAAGGCUGCCUCAGAGGAGGAAGAGGGGGACAGUGACGUGUCUUACAGCAAACCACGGCGAAGGACGCGGGUGAACACCCGGAACCGAGGGAAGCGGACAGUGAAUUAUCACGACAGUGAGUGAAGGACUGGAGGCUGGAACUACAGGCGUUAGAGAGAAGACGGACAUUAACUGGAGACCUUAAAGACACUUGAUGGCCACGUUAUGGUAGCAGCACUGGAGUCCUCGAGAGAAAAAUGCUGUGAAUCUGUUUCAUUCAGGGAUAUUUAUAUUUUCUAUGAAAAACGUGUUUAUAGAUGUAAUACAAAUUCAAGCAUUUGACCUGCUGGUUUUCACAAGGAUACAGAGCGCAACACCACCUCCCAUUCUGCUUGUUGUGAUUUGGCCAGCAGAGUAACCAUUCUGGGGAAUCUUGUCAGCUUGGGUGCUAUCUAAUAUACCUCUGUUUAAUCAAGCAUAUUGCUGGCUUGCACUAAGAUACACUGUAAUGAGGUAUUUCAUACACUAGUUUUGCAUUAGAAACUCAGGGGUCAACUAAGUUUACUGUAGUCUCAGACAUGCAGUUGUUUGUUGAGCUAAGGUAAGGACAAGAAACGAUUCCAGGUCGGCAGAUGUCCAAGCACAUUCACUGGGACAAAACCAUGUUCAGACUUUACAGCACUCCUUUGUAAAUCCACACUUAAUGCUUGACUGUAUUGUGCGUUGAUAUGAGCCAAAUGAACGAAAAUGAAUUUCUUUUUCUCAUGCAUUUCAUUUUUUCAUUAGAUUUGUGUUGUAUUCUAGUGAAUAGGUGUAAAUAUGUGAUUGAGAAUGAAAUUGUCUGAACGGCUUGGCGAUCAGUCAGUAGCAAAGCGUUUAUUUAAAUUUGACCCUUUUUCUUAUUUUCUUUUUUUUCUUUCUUUUUUUUUUUUUUUUUUUUUUUUUUUUACACAUUUAACUGCAUUGUCUUGCCAUAUGUCACAAUUUGGUACCUUUUUUGCCAAGUACAAGUAACCAAAAGUACUUAAUGCAAAAUACUGUGAUUUCUCAUAUUGGGAAGACCUGUUAUUGUUGUCCUGUGUUACCUACUUUCAGUAUUAAAUUCUUUUUCAGAGUUGACUUAAAAAUGUUUUUGCCAGUCACUUGGUUUUGUUUUGUUUAUGGGGAGGUUUCUAAACACAGUUGCUUUUUGACAUUUUGCUUAAUGUUUUUCGUACUACACCUUUAAUAAACAGAAUUCACAGGAAAAUUAUUAAUGCAAUGUGGUCGUGGAGUGCAAUGAACUAGUUAUUCUUCCUAUUAAUAAAGACUUCCUUUCAA